Molecule: messenger RNA, 628 nt
Organism: Oncorhynchus tshawytscha (Chinook salmon)
Lineage: Eukaryota; Metazoa; Chordata; Actinopteri; Salmoniformes; Salmonidae
Product: protein tyrosine phosphatase receptor type O
Exons: 6
Biological process (GO): podocyte differentiation; axon guidance; peptidyl-tyrosine dephosphorylation involved in inactivation of protein kinase activity
Cellular component (GO): GABA-ergic synapse; glutamatergic synapse; plasma membrane
Molecular function (GO): protein tyrosine phosphatase activity; Wnt-protein binding; cadherin binding
Source: RefSeq, a predicted model, not a curated record
GCGAAGGAGCCUCUUUGCCUUCCUCACCCUCCUGCCAUCCUGCCUUUGGACUGACUAUCUUUUGGCUUUUUAUAUUAAUCCUUGGAGCAAGACUGCUUUAAAGAAACGGAAGCUAACAAGCCCUGUCCAGAUGGAUGACUUUGAUGCGUACCUCAAAGACAUGAGUAAAGACUCCGCCUACAAGUUCUCUCUGCAGUUUGAGGAGCUGAAGAGCGUAGGUCUGGAUCUUUCCCAUGAUGCAGCAGACCUGCCUAUCAACAGACCCAAGAACCGCUACACCAACAUCCUGCCGUAUGACUUCAGCAGAGUGAAGGUGAUCUAUUUACAUAACGACGAGGGAUCAGACUACAUCAACGCCAACUACAUACCAGGUUAUAAAUCACCCAGAGAGUACAUCGCUACCCAGGGUCCUCUGCCUGAGACGAGGAACGACUUCUGGAACAUGAUCCUGCAGCAGAAGAGCCACAUCAUUGUGAUGCUGACGCAGUGUAACGAGAGACGCAGGGUGAAGUGUGACCACUACUGGCCAUUCACAGAUGAGCCGGUGACCUACGGAGAGAUCAGUGUUGAGAUGCUGUCGGAGUCAGAAUCACCAGAGUGGACCAUAAGGAACUUCAGACUGGGAUAU